This is a messenger RNA of Drosophila pseudoobscura, 528 nucleotides long. RefSeq lists its product as uncharacterized. Bases 1 to 528 code for a protein of 175 amino acids. The record is from RefSeq and is a predicted model, not a curated record. The transcript has 2 exons. NCBI's taxonomy places the organism in Eukaryota, Metazoa, Arthropoda, Insecta, Diptera, Drosophilidae.
AUGGAUAAUACUAGUAAAGUGGACAAUAGUGAACCAAGUUUUCAGGAUGCCGUCGUCUUCAAGUUUACAAACUUCGUCUGCGAGAGUUACAACCAAUCCUGGUUCGUGUUCCACAACUAUCGUCUGAAGGCCGUCAGUCGAAACAAAGUGCUCCUCAAUGUUAAUGGGACGAUACUACAUCCGGUCAAAAAUGCAUCAAUUCGUGGCAGAAUUUUUAAAAAGGCAAACGGCUAUAAGCCUUGGCUCUUCGAUAUUUACUUUGAUGCCUGUCAGUAUUUUCUAAAGCGGAAUCAACCUGUUGUUAAUAUAGUUUAUAGGCUCUUCAAAGAGUUCACUAGCCUGAACCACUCUUGUCCCUACGUGGGUCCACAGUUUGUCAAGGACCUUUAUCUAAGACAUGAGCUACUGGGUAUUCCCCUGCCAACAGGGGAUUAUUUAUUGGCGAUUCAGUGGUACUUCGAUAAGAAGCACCAGUUUGAUACGAAUGUUAGUUUUACAUUCGUGGAGGAUCUAAUGAAGAGAAAUUAG